Suncus etruscus (white-toothed pygmy shrew) is the source of this 1573-nucleotide messenger RNA. RefSeq names its product interferon-induced protein with tetratricopeptide repeats 2-like. Gene Ontology annotation, molecular function: protein binding. The record is from RefSeq and is a predicted model, not a curated record. The coding region runs from base 1 to 1419 and encodes 472 amino acids. Gene Ontology annotation, cellular component: cytosol. Gene Ontology annotation, biological process: defense response to virus. NCBI's taxonomy places the organism in Eukaryota, Metazoa, Chordata, Mammalia, Eulipotyphla, Soricidae. The transcript has 2 exons.
AUGAACUCUGAGAAAGCUGUGGAAAAAGAUGAGUCUGGACACAGUGAGGUUAAAGAAAUUGAGAACAUGAAGCACUCCUUGGAGAACAGCCUACGGCAGCUGAAAUGCCAUUUCACCUGGAACUUGAUGGAGGAAGACGAUUCUUUGGAUGAUAUUGAAAACAGAUUCUGUAAUGAGAACGUGAUCCAGAACAGUGUAUCCAAAACCACAACAUACAACAUGUUGGCCUAUAUAAAACAUUGCAGAGGUCAAAAUGAGGCAGCCUUGGAAUGCUUACAGCAAGCUGAAGAGUCCAUUCGACAAGAACACACUGACCAAGCAGAAAUCCGAAGUCUGGUUACCUGGGGAAACUAUGCCUGGGUCUACUAUCACAUGGACAGAUGUCCAGAAGCUCAGACUUAUGUUGACAAGGUGAAACAGGUGUGUAAGAAGUUUUCCAGCCCAUAUAGCAUUGAGUGUCCUGAACUGGAAAGUGAGGAGGGGUGGACACAGCUAAAGUGUGGAGAAAAACAAAAUUCACGUGCCAUGGUGUGUUUCCAAAAGGCCCUAGAAAAGAAGCCAAAUAGCCCAGAAUUUACCUGUGGACUGGCAAUUGCAAUGUGCCGUCUGAAAGAUGGCUCGCCACCUGAGAAUUCUAUUGAUUCUCUUAUACAAGCUGUUCAAUUGAAUCCUGACAACCAGUUUGUUAAAGUACUCAUGGCUCUGAAGCUUCAGAAGAUGGAUAAAGAAAAUGAAGGAAAGAGAUUAGUUGAAGAAGUCUUAGAAAAAGGUCCCUGUACCUCAGAUGUGCUUGACUAUGCUUCCAAGUUUUAUCGAAAAAUGUGGGACCUGGACAAAGCUAUAGAAUUGCUCAAAAGGGCUUUAGGAGACAUGCCAAAUAACACCGACCUGCAUUUCAAAGUUGGAUGCAUUUAUAGAAUAAAAGUUCUCAGUAUAUUUAAAGGAGAAAAUAAAAUGUAUGGGAGAAACUGCCGUGAGGCACAAUACCUAAUAGGACAAGGUAUAAAUCAUUUAAAAAAAGCUUACAGGAGAAAUAAAAAUCUUUGCUGGGUCAGCCUCUAUCUUGCUGGCCUCCAUUCAAUGGCAAAUGAAAAUGAAGAAGCAGAUUAUUAUUACCAACAAGAACUCAGCAAAGAGCUUACUCCUUUUGCCAAACAAAAGCUCCUUAUUCAAUAUGGCAACUUUCAGCUUUUUCAAAUGAGGAAUGAGGAUAAAGCCAUUCACUACUAUAUGGAGGGUGUAAAAAUAAACCAUAAAUCCAAUGAGAAAGAAAAGAUGAAAAGCAAGCUGUAUAAAAUUGCCCAAAAAAGGUUUUAUGAAUAUAGAGAAGAUUCUCUGACUUUGCAACUUUUGGAAUUCCUCCAGCAGCACAAUGUUCAAGUCAGCAGUCAGCAAGAACCUGCUUUGAGAAUGUUUUGAGAAUGUUAUGGACUCUAAAAGACUUGGGCCUUCAAAAUUGUUAUUUGAGUUUUGAAGUCCUGGGAUAGGAUGUCUCCAGAACACUUGGAAAGAAGCUGAAACUCUUCCUCUUAGUGGCAUUCAAAUAUUUAAUGUGGUUUGAGAGAGAUGAACA